CUGCAGCGCGCGCACCGACGAUACGAAGAUAGGUAGGCGACGAGAACACGACAGCGGCGAUGCCAAUUGCCUAUUGUAACGCCGUCGCUAUCAGGCACACGACUCAGGAAUUUAUUUUUUGAAAAAUUUGCCCGUCACCGGAUCCUAGAUACGAUCGUAAUCGUCUUUUUUUUUCGUUUCGUACGUGAUCUCGGUCGUUUUCGUUAACGUAACGGAUCACAGAGAAAAAUAGAAACACUGCCCUGUUGUAUUUUCGUGCGUUCGCGUAAGUCUUUUUCAAACCGUUCACUACUUUUGUAAUCGAAUUCCUCUCCCUGACGACGACGACGACAUGUCGAUACUUCCUCGCGCCGUCCUACUACUGGCCAUCGGGUCGCUGUUCUUGUUGGCCGUCGUCGCCGCCACUGCCACCGUCGGUGGUGACCACGGGUCAAUGGUACUGGAUGAGAGCAAUUGGACGAACGUGUUGAACGGCGAGUGGAUGGUGUUGUUCUAUGCACCUUGGUGUCCAGCCUGCAAGUCCCUUGAACCUGAAUGGAGAGAAUUUGCAAAAUGGAGUGAAGGCCAUGCAACUAUAUCUGUUGCGAGUACAGAUAUAACAAUAUCACCAGGACUAACUGGGCGUUUUAUUGUGACUACAUUACCUACUAUUUUCCAUGUUAAAAAUGGUCUAUUCAGAUAUUAUAAGAUGGGUCGUGAUAAGGAUUCAAUGAUAUCUUUUAUAAAAGAACGCAAAUGGGAACAAUUAGAAACAAUUUCUACAUGGAAGGCUCCUAACUCUAUUCAAAUGUCUUUAGUUGCUCAAUUCUUUAAACUUUCUCAGAAAGUUAGAAUCUUACAUUCAACUCUAAUGGCUGAAUAUGGACUUCCAACGUGGGGCUCAUACUUGAUAUUUGCUAUAGCCACCAUAUUUGUUGGUGCCAUACUUGGACUUAUGUUAGUUUGUAUAAUUGAUUUAGUGUAUCCUCCAAGCCAUCAUAAAAUGCCAAUUAAAAAUAGAAAAGAUGAAAAUUGUGACAGUGGUCAAGAAUCAGAUGAUGAUGAACUUGUUAAAGAUGAAUUGCUAGAUGAUCAAGCUAGUGGGGAAUCAACAGACAAUGAACGUUCAGUGAGGAAUAGGCGCAAAAUACGUAAAACUGACUGAUAACUUUUUUAAGAUAGGCAUUAUUAUAUCUUCAUCGUAAUUCCAAUUAAUUUAA
This is a messenger RNA of Sipha flava (yellow sugarcane aphid), 1199 nucleotides long. Its product is annotated as thioredoxin-related transmembrane protein 1-like. The record is from RefSeq and is a predicted model, not a curated record. The transcript is spliced from 6 exons. The coding region runs from base 332 to 1144 and encodes 270 amino acids. NCBI's taxonomy places the organism in Eukaryota, Metazoa, Arthropoda, Insecta, Hemiptera, Aphididae.